AUGACCCCGGCGAUAGUCAAACUACUUGAGUGGCUGUUCAUACACAGUGGGCGUGCAGGGCCUGUGUUCGAGGCGAUCGUGCAAACAGCUGCCAGCACAGCGAUAAUCCCCUGCUGCAUAUCAAAAAGAAAGGGCGCCCAGUCUCGCAAUGCGCGCAUUGCCGAGGCCUUCGAAAGUCUCGAUCAACGCAUGUCAAAUGUGAAUGUGGAACAAGAUGUGGGGCUCCCGGGAAUGCCGAUCGAGUUCCCCGGAACCAACCACAGCCCAGGAACGCCAGACGCGCUCCUAGGCACGGAUCAAGUGAUCCCAGAAACACCUCGUGUCCUCGAGCAACUCUAA
This is a messenger RNA of Penicillium roqueforti, 339 nucleotides long. RefSeq lists its product as uncharacterized. The record is from RefSeq and is a predicted model, not a curated record. The transcript is spliced from 4 exons. Lineage: Eukaryota; Fungi; Ascomycota; Eurotiomycetes; Eurotiales; Aspergillaceae. The coding region runs from base 1 to 339 and encodes 112 amino acids.